Molecule: messenger RNA, 1209 nt
Organism: Zasmidium cellare ATCC 36951
Lineage: Eukaryota; Fungi; Ascomycota; Dothideomycetes; Mycosphaerellales; Mycosphaerellaceae
Exons: 1
Coding region: 1-1209 (402 amino acids)
Biological process (GO): endonucleolytic cleavage of tricistronic rRNA transcript (SSU-rRNA, 5.8S rRNA, LSU-rRNA); ribosome biogenesis
Cellular component (GO): nucleolus
Molecular function (GO): RNA endonuclease activity
Source: RefSeq, a predicted model, not a curated record
AUGACGACGGCGCCUGGCCCGGCCCCGUUGAAGUUCACGGGCUCCAAGCACCUGAUCCACCGCCUCGUGCUGGCCACCUUGACUGGCCGCGCGGUACGCAUCUCGCAGAUUCGCGCCUCUUCCCACACCGCCCCCGGCCUUGCACCGCACGAGGUCUCGUUCCUGCGCCUGCUGGAUUCCAUCACCAACGGCUCCGUCAUCGAAUUCUCCUACACUGGCACCACCGUGCUGUACAAGCCGGGUCUCAUCACCGGCAGUGCUGCAGGCUAUGGAUCGGCAGGAGGAGUUGUGCGACAUGAGUUGCCGGCAGACUGCACCAGAGGCGCCAGCUUCUUCAUCACCCCGCUCUGCAUGCUUGCGCCUUUCUCCAAGGCUCAGGUCAAUGUGCUUUUCACUGGUCCAGGUGUGAUAACUUCUGCGACUCCUACCGGGGAUGUCUCCGUGGACACCGUCCGAACUGCAAUACUGCCGCUGUACAAGAGCUUUGGGAUAGAGAACAACCUCGAGCUACGCAUACUCAGACGAUCCAAUGCAGGUCCUGGAGGAAAAGGUGGAGGAGGAGAGGUGCAGCUGGUCUUUGGACAUCAGGUUAGAUUGCCCAAGACCAUCCACAUCCUCAGUGCUGGACGCAUCAAGCGCGUGAGAGGUGUAGCAUAUGCGAUUGGGGUGGCAGGCGCGAACAACGCGCGCAUGAUAGAGGCUGCUCGUGGGGUCUUGAAUGAGUUCGCGCCGGAUACAUACAUCUACUCGGAUGUCAGCUCUGCACCGCUCAUACCUGCACCCGAGAAGAACAAUGCGAAUGCGAAGAAGAAGAUUGGUCUGGGGUUUGGGUUGAGUCUGGUUGCAGAGUCGAACACCGGUGCACUGUACUCGGCGGAUAUCGCAAGUGCGCCAAGUGGAGGGGAGGUGCCGGAAGAUCUGGGCAAGAGAUGUGCCUUUCAGCUUCUGGAGAGUGUCGCGCAGGGUGGAUGCGCCUCGCAUGUCGCAGCGCCAACGAUGCUCACGCUGAUGGCCAUGGGCAGUGAAGAUGUGGGCCGUUUAGCCAUAGGGAAGGAGGUGCUUGGCUCGGAGCAGGUCGUCCAACUGGCUCGAGAUCUGAGGGACUUUGGCAUGAGCGGGUGGGGAUUGAAGGACGCCGAGGAGGAGGGAGACGCGGUUGUGAGCAUUGUCGGCAGAGGGGUGGGUAAUGUGGGACGAAAGAUUGCAUGA